Coffea eugenioides is the source of this 1167-nucleotide messenger RNA. RefSeq names its product putative F-box protein At5g55150. Gene Ontology annotation, molecular function: protein binding. The record is from RefSeq and is a predicted model, not a curated record. The transcript has a single exon. NCBI's taxonomy places the organism in Eukaryota, Viridiplantae, Streptophyta, Magnoliopsida, Gentianales, Rubiaceae. Bases 1 to 1167 code for a protein of 388 amino acids.
AUGGCAAACUGGUCCGAUCUCCAACAUGAUAUGUUGGGAUUGAUAGCCCAACACCUUGACAAGAUUGAAGAUUAUGUGGCUUUUGGCGCAGUUUGCAAGUCAUGGCGGGCAGCCGCCACUGAGAAAAAUUUCAAGGGCCUGCGACUAUGGCAACAGAUUCCCUGCCUUAUGCUUUCUGCGAAGGAUGAUUUCAAUCGGGAGUUCUAUAGUUUGAUGGAGAAACAAGUCGUUGCUAAGGUGAGCUUGCCUCAACUUAAAGGCAAGAAGUGUUAUGAAUCUCUAGGAUGGUUGUUGACUAUAGGACAACAAGGGGAGAUGAGCCUGUUGAAUCCCUUCUCUGGUGUUGAAAUUGAGUUACCAAAUAAAAAUACUUUUCCUGAAUAUGAUGAGUAUGAGACGGAUCCUGAUAUCUUUGUCCGUAAGAUGGUUUUGUCAUCGAGGCCAAGUCGAGAGGCCCCAGAGGACGAUGACUUUGUGGUGAUGAUCAUCGGUGGAGGGGUUGGAUUCUUGGCUUUCUGGAGGCCAAAGGAUCUUAGGUGGAAUAGGAUCGAGACCAGAAACUCUUCCUAUGCGGAUGUCAUAUAUACUAAUGGCCAGUUCUACGCAAUUGAUCAUAUGGGCAACGUCGUGGUUUGUGACGUUUUGGAGGCAAACCCUACUGAUCAGGCUCGAAUAAUUGCUCGGUUUAGCCCUAAAUUAUGGUACAAAAAAGAGUUAUACUUAGUAAAAUCUUCGUCUACAGAUGGUGAACCUUUUCUGGUUGUCACACGAGACAACAUCCCCAAUUAUGAGGACGAACAAGGUUUUGAAUUGGAUAAACCGAUCUAUGGUACAACCGAAUUUCAGGUGUUUGAAUUGGUUUCCACAACAGGAGGAAAAGAACUUACAUCCCGUUGGAAAGAAGUCAAGAAUUUGGGAAGCAGAUCAAUUUUUCUUGGCCAUAGUUCUUCAAUGUGCCUGGAAAACAACAAAUUGGGCCCCGGAAUCAAGCCCGGUCAUAUAUAUUUCACGGACGAUGCAUGGGAAGCAUAUCUUGAAAUUCCUGAAGGCGGCGGCAAGGACAUGGGAGUCUACAACUUGGAAAAAGGAGUAACUGCGCCCUUGUAUGAUGCCCCCUUGCGGCUUAGCCGAACCUGCCCAACUAUUUGGAUUACACCAAAUUUUUAA